Molecule: messenger RNA, 612 nt
Organism: Lathyrus oleraceus (garden pea)
Lineage: Eukaryota; Viridiplantae; Streptophyta; Magnoliopsida; Fabales; Fabaceae
Exons: 1
Coding region: 1-612 (203 amino acids)
Source: RefSeq, a predicted model, not a curated record
AUGGAUCAGUGGGAGCAGAAUCAAGCUGUUACGAGGGAAGAUAUGACCGUUAUGAAAGCCCAAAUGGGUCAACUUGUGGAAGCCAUACAAGCUUUGGCUAGAGGACAAGAGGAAAUGUGUCAGGCUAAUCUGAGGGAUGUCGCUGCCAACCCUGUUGUUGUGACAAUACCAGUGAAUCCCCCAGAAGGAGCUGGUACACCUGUCGUAACCCAACCACCUCCCGAGAGAGUCCUAGUGUAUCAAAAUACGGCUCAGACAUUCAACAUCACUAUCAAUGGGAGAGCUCAACUUGAGAUGGACGAUCAUCAGGAUGUUUUCUUCACUACAAGGGCUGAUUCAGUAUAUGAUGCUUUUGGUCCUUCUCCUGCUGAACUUGAGCAAAGAUUCCGUAUGAUGGAGGACAAACUAAAGGCAAUAGAAGGUUCUGAUACCUUUGGGUUAGAUGCCGCCGAUAUGUGCCUGGUGCAAGGUGUGAAAAUUCCUCUGAAGUUUAAGGUUCCAAAAUUUGAAAAGUAUCAAGGGAUCACCUGUCCUAAGACUCACAUCCGAGCUUUUUAUAGAAAGAUGGCUGCUUAUUCUGACGACGAGAAACUUUUAAUGCACUUUUUCUAG